Messenger RNA from Paramecium pentaurelia, 1107 nucleotides. Lineage: Eukaryota; Ciliophora; Oligohymenophorea; Peniculida; Parameciidae. The record is from the annotation of a GenBank genome assembly.
AUGUAAAAUAAUCCAUCAUUUUCUUAAGGUUUAAUACCUAUAGUUUGUCUAGAUAUUGGUGGAACAUUAACAAAAGUGACUUUUGCAGCUAAGACAAAUUUCAUAUUAAAUUGUUAAACAAAAUAAGAACUUAAAAGUAUAAGACUUAAGAUUAUUAUUCAUAGUCAAAAAUGAAGAUCAAGAUUAUGAAAUACAUUUUCUAUCUCAUCCUAAUUCAUUAGAAGUGCUAAUUCAAUAAUUAGAAUAGAUAGGCUUUAUUAUAGAUGGAAAAUCAAAUAUCUAAACAUUUUAUAUUACAGGUGGAGGUUCAUUUAAGUAUUAUGAUUAAAUUUCAAAUUAUGGAAACAUUGUCAGAAUUAAUGAAUUUGAUGCCUUAAAGUUCGGAUUUAAAUUGUUGGAUAGUAUCAAAUACAAAAAUACAUACUUUACCUUUAAUAAUGGUAUUGAAUAUUUGUAAUUGACGGUAUUUUUAAUUAAAAUAAAUUUUUAGGCCUCAAUUUAUCCAUUCAUAUUGGUUAAUAUAGGAAGUGGUGUUAGUAUAUUAAAAUUUGAUAAUGAAGAUAAAUUUGCAAGAAUUUCAGGCACUUGUUUAGGAGGUGGAAUGUUUUUAGGAUUGAGUCAUCUAUUUACUGGGAUUAAUGAUUUUGAUGAAUUAUUAAAAAUGACAAAAUAAGGUUCUAAUGCAGCAACAGAUUUAUUAAUGGAUGAAGUUCAUUUAGGAUUUUAAUCUCCAACAAGAAAUAAAAAUGAAAAGCAUGUUGCUGUUAGUAUGGGAAAAUUGAAAUAGAAUUCAAAUAUUAAUUAAUCAGAUUUAGUAAAAUCUUUACUUUAUAUGACUACAUAUAAUAUUAGUCAAAUAGCAUUUUUACACUCAAAAUUACAUAAUAUUGAAAGAGUAUUUUUUUCUGGACAUUUUAUUAGAAAUCAUGAAGAAACAUUAUAAUGUAUAAAUGAAGCUUUUUCUUACUUCUCAAAAUUAGAUUAAUAAAAUAGACAUGUAAGAACAUCAUUCUAAUAUAGCCUUAUUUUAUAAAACAUGAUGGAUUUAUUGGAAGUUUGGGAUCAUUUUGGAAUGGAAUUCAAACAUAUAAAUAAAAUAAUCAUUGA